AUGCCUAGGAAACGGAAAGCUGCAGUCAGUUCGGUCGACAUCGAAGAGUUUGCUCCCUGGACCCCUGUUGCGGAUGGGCCUCGCGUUGAGGAGCACGCCACAAUUGAACUCACCAAAACGGGCGAAGCACAGUGCUCAAGCUCGUUCAUUACAAUCCCACCUUCUCCCGUCAAACCCGGCGCCGUUGGCGGGGGCGUUCCCGAUUUUGACCAUGUCGGUCUGGCGGAUUUCUUUUCUUCUACCCUUGAGGCGGAUGAACCCGACGAAGAUUCCGAUGACGACACUGUUCCUCUUGAAGACUCGGGCCGUGCGAAGAAGACAAGGCAUUUUGCGUCCGACCAUCCGUUUUUGGGUUUCGUGGACCAGGUAGACACCAUCCUCGACGAGCUUCUGCGCCGUGAUGGACUUGGAGAUCACUCGGCCCGUUGCGACACGUGCUGUAUGGAAUUUACGGAUGACAACAGGGGGUUUCGAUGCAGGGAUUGCUUCAUGCCCGAGCUUCUGUGCCGCGAUUGCCUGGUUGAGGCGCACGUCACAAUCCCAUUUCAUUCUCCGGAGGAGUGGAACGGGUCGUUCUUUGAGAAGACGAGUCUCAAGCGACUGGGAAGCCGCAUCCAACUAGGGCAUGCACUGCACGCGCAUUGUCCGAGCCCCGCACGCGCUUUCAACGACGACUUUGUUGUUGUUGCGUCCGAUGGGAUCCACUCCGCAGGGUUGGAUUUUUGUGGAUGCACGGGGGCUCCUUCUCAUUUCGUACAGUUACUCCGUGCAGGGCUAUUCCCGGCAACCACGCUUGAUCCAAAGACAGCCGCCACCUUUGAUGUACUCAGAACUUUCCAGAUGCUUUCGUUUACGUCCAAGAUAUCCGCCUUCGAGUUUUACAAUGCGCUCAGUCGUCGUUCGGACAACACCGGUACAGAGAAAGUUCCCGACAGGUACAACGCGUUUUUACGCAUGGUCCAUGUGUUCCGUCACGUCCGCCUUCUCAAGCGGAGUGGCCGUGGCCAUGAUCCCACAGGUUCCUGGGGAACGCUCCCCGGGGAGUGCGCUGUCCUGUGCCCCGCUUGCCCAUACCCUGGAAUAAACCUCCCCAAAGGUUGGGAGAAGACCUCGAAAGAAGAACGCUACAUCUACCAGCUGUUCCUAGCUUUGGACGCGAACUUCCGGCUGAGACGUAAGGACGUGUCCAGCGACGAAAAAGAUCCGGGUUUGAACAAGGGCUACUCGUACAUUGUGGAUGAGACUCAGUUCAAAACCCAUCUUCGUGCAUUUGGUGGAGCCUUCGAUGACGACAAAAGCAGCUGUAAUAAUCACGAUGCCAUCAAAUCCGCAAGUAGCCGCGGUGGAAAGGGCACUGCCGCAACGGGGAUGGGAACUGCUCAGUGUAGCCGCCACGACAUGAGUCGCCCGUUGGGCCUAGGCGACCUCCAAAAGGGGGAACGUUACGUCAAUAUGGACUACUUCUUCCUGUCUACACUUUUGUUUCCAGCGCCUCCAAAUCUGUCUGACACGGUAUUCACAUUUCUCAUCCCGAAGUUCCAUCUCCCAGCCCAUAUCUCGGCGUGUCAGUCGUCUUUUUCGUUCAACUUCACACUUGGAGUUGGCAGGACGGACGGUGAGGCGCCGGAGCGUACGUGGGCUGGCAGCAAUGACCUCGCAUCAAGUACACAAGAAAUGGGUCCGGGGUCUCGCCGGGAUAGCAUCGACGACGCUCACGGCGAUCGGAAUUGGCAUAAAUCCGUCAAAAUAGUCCAAACUUUGAUGGAGCGUGCGGAGGAAGCACUGGAGAAGCGUACCGAAAAGGUUCAAGCUUUCCGUGACUUCUCGGCGGCAUUGGAGGCGAACUCGGUGGAACUGUGGACAGACAUGGUCAGGGCAUGGGAGGCUAAUCCAAGCCAGCCAAACCCGUAUGCUUCCUCAAAAUCCCACAUGACACCAAACGCUGUACGGUUAAAACUGGCGGAAGAGGAGGAGGCGGCUUUGAAGGAAGGAAAAUCUGUGUCCGCCCACGCGGUAGUCACGCCAAGCGAGUUUAUUGUCCAAGGAUUGGACCUGGAGGCCGCCCAGGAACGACUAAAUCUUGACGCCGAUAUGCUCGGGCCUCACUCAACGGAUCGUCAACGCACGCGGGUCCUGGAGCGCUCCAACUCCAUCAGGAGACGCAUCGACGCUUGGACUAAUUUGCAGACCUUUUUCAUGCCUGCCGUAGCUGCUCGUCGCGAAUCCAGCUCUGGCCCCGCUGAGGAGACAGGGAAAUACAGCCUCUUUCUUCCCUCUUCGGUUUGCGGCUCCAUCAGUGUUGACCCCCGUUUGUUGGAUUGCGAACAGAGGUUGCGGGUGGCCCAGGCAGAGGCUGCGUUACACGAUUUACGUGUUGGAGAGGGUGGAUAG
This is a messenger RNA of Coprinopsis cinerea okayama7#130, 2391 nucleotides long. RefSeq lists its product as hypothetical. The record is from RefSeq and is a predicted model, not a curated record. Bases 1 to 2391 code for a protein of 796 amino acids. The transcript is spliced from 10 exons. Lineage: Eukaryota; Fungi; Basidiomycota; Agaricomycetes; Agaricales; Psathyrellaceae.